This is a messenger RNA of Culex pipiens pallens (northern house mosquito), 2354 nucleotides long. RefSeq names its product elongation of very long chain fatty acids protein 7. Gene Ontology annotation, molecular function: fatty acid elongase activity. Lineage: Eukaryota; Metazoa; Arthropoda; Insecta; Diptera; Culicidae. Gene Ontology annotation, biological process: fatty acid elongation, saturated fatty acid; fatty acid elongation, polyunsaturated fatty acid; fatty acid elongation, monounsaturated fatty acid. Gene Ontology annotation, cellular component: endoplasmic reticulum membrane. Bases 1127 to 2101 code for a protein of 324 amino acids. The transcript has 6 exons. The record is from RefSeq and is a predicted model, not a curated record.
ACAAACACUUUUAUCCUCCGAGCGCUGCAAGGGUUAAUUCAACCGAUCAUUUGAAAAUUAAACCAAUCUACCAGAACGUGCUUCUGAUCUUGCUGGGUGGAAAAACACUUUUUUGACUGUUGAACCUGAGAGAGUGAGAUAUCACGGCACGCGGUAUGAACAAGUCGCGUAUGCAAACCCACGAGCAACUUCUGCGAGAGAGUUGAACGGGUGGACUAGACACGAACCCGCUGCUGGGGAGAGCUUUCAAGCGUUGAAGCAUUCCGCUCUUCAAGGACACGAUCUUCGCGCCGUCGUCGCCGGCUCGGAACAAGGAGGUGGGAGUUUAACACACACACACUCAGCACCACAUUUUAAGAGCUUUUUCCCUUUCUAUCGCUCCUUCGGAUCGCGCUUGGUCGUUUCGCUCUAGCUGUGGACCGGAUCUUUGGAACCGCAAAAAGCUCAACGGAUUCUCGAGCGUGUGUGCGUCGAUCGGACGUUAAAAAUUAUGUUUUCUUUCAUUUUUUUUGUGUACACUGAAUGUGCCAUCAGUUACAGUUUGUUCGGAAAAAUGCGCAGCCAGAAAGAGACGGCAGACCGACCUACUGAAUGCUGCUGCUGCUGCUAGUCAAGAUCGCGGGCUGAGGCUGAGGUUUAUUCUAGAUUGGGAAUCGGUUCCGAGGCUUCGAGAGUUCACUUGGAGGAAAAAUCUUACCGAGCGAACUGGGCACAGUUCAGUGUCCCAGCAACGCUCGUCCGGUUCGGAGUUCUCGACAGUGAAUCCUUCCCAUUCUGACCUCACACCCGAUCAGCAACGGUGACAGUCAAUUAAAAUAAGCAGAACAGAAGUUAGUGAACGUGGUGGAAUGCUGCAGUGUGUGAUUGAUAGGUCCUUUGACCGUUUGUGAAUGAAGCAGUGCGUUCGAGUUGGAGAUCUAGAACACACAUAGAGAGGGUUAGAACCGGUGGCACCAGUUUGGUGACUUCUAGGAUGACCUAGAUGGCUUUCAAGGAUUGUUUGCGUGCCGUGGUGUGACAAUUUAAGUGUAGGAAAAAACCAACUCGAACCAAAUACGAAUAGUUUUAUGGUGAAGAAUUAGUGAAGAAUAUUUUAAAAGCUGCAAAUAAAAAAAGUUUAACAAUCAUGACCACGAUGGAUUUGCGGGAUAAUUUUACCGACCUGUCCUGGGCCACGAAUUACGUCAUGAAGAUGGCCGUGGAUGAGUACCAGACGGAGCGGAACUGGACGAGGCUUGCUUAUCAGUACUGGGAGCUGGUGGAGGACUUGAUUGCAGAUCCCCGCGCCAAGAACCUUCCCUUCAUGGACAACCCGCUGCCCACGAUCGGCAUGAUCUACGCGUAUCUGGCCUGGGUCCUGGUGGUGGGACCGACGUACAUGCGCGACCGGAAACCGAUGCAACUCACAAACACCCUGUUCUACUACAACCUGUUCCAGGUGGCACUGAGUGCGUACAUGUUCUACGAGCAUCUGAUGGCCGGCUGGGCGCGAGGGUACAGCUGGACCUGUGAAACGGUGGAUUUCUCCGAUGGUCCGCUGUCGCGAAGGAUGUUCAACCUGUGCUACGUGUACUACCUAUCCAAGCUGAGCGAGUUCGCGGACACGAUAUUCUUCGUGCUGAGGAAGAAGAAGUCGCAGAUCUCCUGGCUGCACCUCUACCACCACUCGCUAACUCCGAUCGAGGCUUGGAUUCUGACCAAGUUCCUGGCUGGAGGUAACGCCACACUGCCCAACAUCAUCAACAACUUUGUCCACACGCUGAUGUACUUCUACUAUCUGCUGUCCUCGAUGGGUCCCCGCUACCAGAAGUACCUCUGGUGGAAGAAGUACAUGACGGAGGUUCAGAUUGCUCAAUUCAUCAUCUGCAUCGCGCACGCCAUCAACGCCCUGAUGACGGAUUGCGCCUUCCCGAGGUUCAUCACCUAUCUGCUACUGCUGAACGCGAGCAUCUUCUUCGUGAUGUUUAUGAACUUUUACGUCGAAAACUACCGGAAGGCCAAGGCCAAGGUCGUCGCCGUGAAGUCGGCUCCCGAGCUCGAGAAGAACAACAACAAUCUGGACGAUCUGAUCGAGAGGAGGGACUCCAAGAAGGUUCAAUAGGAAGGCACGUCCAGGAUAUCUAAGGAACUGUACAAAAGUCUGAUUUGACGUGAUUCGUGAGUGCGCGAACGUGCUCACUUGUAAAUAGCAGAUUUCUUAUACGAUUUACACAGAUUUUCUCGUAUCUUUUAAGUAGUUUUUUAACGACUAACCCGAAGUAACCGUACUUAAAGACUGUAGCGAUAAGCGAAAUUUGUACUUGCUCAACUGUGUUAAUUGUGUUCGUUUGAUAGUAAAUAAAUGCACUUGAGUU